AUGGCAGAUAAUAUAACAGUGGAGGCUAUUCUUUCUCAACAAGAUGACCACCAAUCGCUAAACGGCGAGCACUCGAAGGAGUAUGCGAAUGCGCAACCUCAGUCGCCAGCUCUAGUCGAGGUCGACGCUGAUGAGAAAUACAAUCGCGACGUGCCUCCAGAAGGAGGUUAUGGCUGGGUCUGUGUCGCAUGUGUCUUUUGGAUUAACGCGCAUACCUGGGGAAUCAACAGUAGUUACGGCGUCUUUCUAAGCUACUACCUCUCCCAUAACGUAUUCCCCAAUACUAGCGCCCUCUCCUACGCCUUUACUGGCGGUCUCAGCAUUUCUUGUGCCUUACUCGUGGCUCCGCUGGCAACCUAUCUAAUCCAGGUUCUCGGCACGCGAUUCGUGCUGAACGUCGGCGUUUUCUUCGAAACACUUUCUCUCAUCGGCUCUUCAUUUGCAACGCAGAAAUGGCACAUUUUUCUCAGCCAGGGUGUCUGCUUCGGUUGGGGUAUGGGGUUUCUGUUCGUUGGUAGUGUCGGUAUUACCUCACAGUGGUUCCACAAGCACCGAAGCGUCGCGCAGGGCAUCACAGCCGCAGGGUCGGGAUUGGGCGGUUUGAUAUACUCUCUCGCGGUGGGUGCCAUUAUUCCGCGCUUCGGUCUUGCCUGGGCCUUCCGCAUUCUGGGAAUCAUUGCCUGUGUCGUUAAUCUGGUCUGUGCGAACUUGCUUCGAGACCGUAAUAAGCUUGUUGGGAGCCGUUUGACAGCCUUUCAUCUCCCGCUUCUGCGCCGGCCGGAAUUUCUAUUAUUCAUGGGAUGGGGUAUCUUUAGCAUGUUGGGAUACGUGGCUGUAUUGUUCAGCAUUGCCAAUUUUGCUCUCUCGGUGGGCCUUACAUCGCAUCAGGGAAGCAUUGUCUCGGCGCUGUUGAACCUCGGUCAGGGUCUUGGUCGUCCCUUUGUUGGCAUGUUCAGUGAUCGGCUGGGCCGUAUCAACGUCGCUACUUUCUUAUCAUUCCUCUGCGGUCUAUUCUGCCUUGUCAUCUGGGUAUUCGCAGAUAGCAUGGGCGUGGUUUGUUUCUUCGCCGUCCUCGUCGGGACGGUGGCGGGAACAUAUUGGGCUACUGUCUCGCCCGUCCUGGCAGAGAUCAUUGGCAUCAGAGAUCUUCCCUCUGGACUGAGCAUAACUUGGCUCAGUCUGGUCGCACCCUGCACCGUCUCUGAGGCAAUUGCCUUGGAGCUUCGAACCAAUGACGCAAGCGGCACCCUCUCCUAUCUCCAUGUGCAGCUCUUCACUGGCUUCAUGUACAUCGGGGCUUCGUUAUGUCUGUGGCUUGUGCGUGGUUGGAAGAUUGGUGAAGUGGAACGAGCUCAAGAACGUCGUGAUUCUGUGGCUCGUUCAUCUCCUCUCACGAAUGAAAAUGAAAGAAUGGAUCGCCCUGCAACCAUUGCAUCAGCUUCGACAUCUGGAGCGACUUAUGACCCGCAGCUGUGGAGACCAUUCAGCCUGGUACGUAGAAUGGUAGCUCUCAAGCGUGUGUGA
Molecule: messenger RNA, 1524 nt
Organism: Penicillium atrosanguineum
Lineage: Eukaryota; Fungi; Ascomycota; Eurotiomycetes; Eurotiales; Aspergillaceae
Product: MCT family MFS transporter
Exons: 2
Coding region: 1-1524 (507 amino acids)
Biological process (GO): transmembrane transport
Molecular function (GO): transmembrane transporter activity
Source: RefSeq, a predicted model, not a curated record